AUGUGCAAGUGUACCCUAACGAAACUGUAUGUCUUGUCAGAAACCCAAAUUAUAAAUACGGAGUGGCAGUGCCUGACGUUGCUGCUGCUGAUCGCGGGGGUGGCUCUGAGCGAGAAAAAGGUCGACCUCGAGGACAUCGAGAGAGACCAGUUCCCCCGCACCGAGGGCCGUGGAUCCACGACGAAGAAAGCCUCGCUGGAGACGCUGCGCGCCGAGGAGACCCAGUACCCGACGACGGCCGCCGAAACGCCGAGCGGCCGGACUCCAGAACCGACUCUGGCGACGACGGCUCACCGCCACCAGCAAUAUCAUCACGCCCCGACAAUUUCCACUCGGGAACUCGGCAAUCAAGCCGGCGAUUACGCGGAACUCCCGGCUUACGAAAGUUUCAAAUACGCGGCCCCGGUCCCGGAGUACGGACAAGGCGAGGACGCGUCCGACUACGCACAGGCGGGUCUCUUGGCAAAUCCGGUGGACCAACAGCAACAACAACAACAGCAACAAUAUUACUCCCAGCAGAGCCGAAGUCAUUCCCAGAACGACUAUGAGCAGCAGCAGCAAUUGUAUCAGCAGGAAGUGCUGGGAAAUCAGCUGCAGCAGGCCCAGAAAACGCUCGCGCCCAACUACGCCGAUAUGAGCGAUGAUAAAGGGGCUUACUAUAUAAACAUACCGACAAGCCAGUUGCUCGCCUACUACCAGCAAAACUACGCAGUUGUCGAGCCAAAGAGCAAGAGCCCCGACCAUCAGCCACAGCCGCAGCCGCUUCCAAUCCCUGUUUAUACGCCGAUGUUGACUCAAAGUCAGGACUACCCCCCGAUGAAAGUCACAUACCAGCCCGAAGCGCAAUACGUGCCCGCGUACCCGCAGCGCACGCAACCCAUGUACAACACAAAGCCAGCGAGUGCAGCACCAACAAUGGCGACGAUGCCAGCAGCCACAGCCUCGGUGGCCCAGCACCAAGCAGCUCCAACCAGCCAGUAUCCGAGCCCCGUAGAAGUCCUGCCGUACCAGUACUACCUCGCCCAGCCAGCCCAGCCCCUCGCCUACGAAAACGCCUUCGUGGACUUUUACAGCGGCCCGGCAGGUGGCUUUGUCCAGGACGACAACUCUCUAUACGAGCCCGCACAGCAGCAACAACCUCAUCACCAGCGGAUGCCACAACAACAGCAGCCGCAGUAUUACGUGCCGGCGGCUCUGGCCGAGCAGAUCAUGGCACAGAUACUCCAGCACGCGGGUAUCCACAGUGCGGCUGCUCAAGUUGUUAAGCACGCGAUGCCGGAGCCAACGUCGCAGCGAUUCACGCCACCGCAGUACCAGGCGCAAAAAUUCCGGGGCAGCGCCGAGACCGGCGAAUCGGUUCCAGUUUCCGUGGAAAACGAAGGCUACUCGUCCGCGACGCUGGGCGCGCCGUCACGGCCGAAAACCCUCCUCGACUCGUACGUCCCGAGCCACGUGAUCGCCGCGCAAGACGCCAACCGUUACAGAGAAAGGCCAAUUAAACUUGAAAGCGGCUUCCUGCCGUCGAAAAUAAAUUUCAUCCAGCGUCGCUCGCACAAGAAGCGCAAGAGCGAUUGA
This is a messenger RNA of Copidosoma floridanum, 1575 nucleotides long. RefSeq names its product transcription factor SPT20 homolog. Lineage: Eukaryota; Metazoa; Arthropoda; Insecta; Hymenoptera; Encyrtidae. The record is from RefSeq and is a predicted model, not a curated record.